GCCGUUCGGGAGCGAGCAAGAGCUAGAAUCGGGCGGGCGGCGUGGCAACUGAAAGGUGAACCAGGGACGACAGACGUCGGGGGAGGCCAGCCGGGGACGAAAGACGUCGGGAGAGGUCAGCCGGGGACGACAGACGUCGGGGGAGGUCAGCCAGGGACGACAGACGUCGGGGGAGGCCAGCCGGGGACGACAGGCGUUGGGAGAGGUCGGCCAGGGACGACAGACAUCAGGAAAGGUCAGCCAGGGACGACAGACGUCGAGGGAGGUCAGCCAGGGACGACAGGCGUUGGGAGAGGCCAGCCGGGGACGACAGACGUCGAGGGAGGUCAGCCAGGGACGACAGACGUUAGAAGAGGUCAGCCAGGGACGACAGACGUCGGGGGAAGUCAGCCAGGGACGACAGACGUCGGGAGAGGUCAGCCAGGGACGACAGACGUCGGGAGAGGCGGAGCUGGGAGAGCGUCUCGGGACUCCGCAGAGUCGCCUGGAGUCCGUGGAGGCAGCCGUCAUGGCGGGAUUCGCGCAUCUUACCCCGGAGAGUCCCCUGUUCCGGGCGUACCUCUUCUGGUCGGCCCUGCUCGUCGUCAAGACAACCACGAUGUCCUUUCUCACCUCCAGACAUCGCAGAGCAAAGGGCGUCUGCUCCAACCCGGAGGACGCUAAGAGCAGAGGCGCAAAGAUAAUCUUCGACGACCCGGACGUGGAGCGCGUGCGCCGCGCCCACCGCAACGACCUGGAGAACAUCUUGCCGUUCUUGAUCCUGUGCCCGAUCUACCUGGCCACC
Pollicipes pollicipes is the source of this 784-nucleotide messenger RNA. RefSeq names its product prostaglandin E synthase-like. NCBI's taxonomy places the organism in Eukaryota, Metazoa, Arthropoda, Thecostraca, Pollicipedomorpha, Pollicipedidae. The annotation marks the transcript as partial. The transcript is spliced from 3 exons. Gene Ontology annotation, cellular component: membrane. The record is from RefSeq and is a predicted model, not a curated record.